CUCUCUGCUGGUGCUUUCUCGUAGAAUAGUUAGUGCAUUUGUUUGGUGACCUUUAACCAUUAGCUGCUGCAGAGAGUAGAUCCCUCGGUGCUGGGACUGGAGAGAUAUUGCCCUUCCAGCCGUUCUGGGGGAGACAAACCACUCCAUGUGUCAGAGCUGAAUGGCUUUGAGAUCCCAAAGGCAGUAAUGGUGCUGGCCCUGCAGAGGUCAGUGCAUGCCAGAGAACGGGCUGCUGGGGAGAAGGAGCACUAGGCAAGCUUGUGCUGAACAGCUUGUUGGAGCAGAACUGGUGUCGAAUUCUGAGCACUCGGGCAGGGGCUGUCCUCUGAGUGCAUACAGUGCCUAGCACAUCAGGGCACUCCUGGUAAACAAAGUGUUAUACCACUAACCCCCUUCUCCAUUUCUCUGUCCCCUGCUGCCUGCCUGAAAAUCCCUGUACUGUUGGGAGGAAGAGAACCUGAAGAUGUUCCUAGGAGUUCCUUCGGCAAGGGGGAUAGAUCAGUAAGAAUCCCAGGCCUACAGCACUUUAAGCAAACAUCAUGACUUUCGUGAUCUUCUGGCGAAGGGACUGCUUGAUCUCCGCCUCCAGCCGCUACCACCUGAUGGCGAUGUCCCUGGCCGACACUGUGGUUCUCGUUCUUAUUGUUCUCGUUGAGAUGAUCCUGAAAUGCUACAGCACAGAGCCAUUCUGGUACCGGGACCCCUGGUGCACCCUUCGGGAUGUCUUCAAUUACGGUGCGGUCAACGCCUCCGUCUGGCUGGUGGUCUCCUUCACCAUCGAGCGCUUUGUGGCUAUCAACACCUUCAAGCUGAAGGCAAAGCUGCGCUCCCCGAGACGCACACUCUACACAAUCGCCUUGGUUCACAUCUGCAGCUACCUAGUGGCUAUCCCGUAUUAUUGGUCCAACAGAUCAGAAAGGGUGAAUGGGACGGGGCGGGCGGUCUGCAAGUUUAAUCCUGACCUUCCCAACUCUUACAUCGAAGGGCUGGUUUGGUUUCAGGCCUCACUGGUCAACAUUGUCCCUUAUAUCAUCAUCUUCACCUUGAACAGCCUGACCCUCAGGCAGAUCGUCCUCAGUAACAAAGUGCACUGUGUGAUGGCCGGAGGGCUCCACCGAGUGAACUCUGGGACCCAAUUCAGGUACCAGAAGAAGAAAUCCAUCCGCCUCCUUGUGACUGUCUCGAUGAUGUUCGCUUAUCUGGGCGCCACUAGGUUCGUCACGCAGAUUAUUCUCCGGACCUGCCAUUACGACAUAGAGAGACAAGAUUACUCCAAGGCCAUUAACAUUGCGGUGGACCUUGGCACUAUGCUGGAACUGACCAACUCAGCUGUGAACAUGUAUCUCUAUGCCUGCACCCAGACUGCCUUCCGCAGGGAGCUAGUCCAUUGCCUCAAGGCUCUCCUCUUUCCCUGCAAAGCACAGAGAACGCACCCAUCAGCCAUCUUCCAGAUCAGUCCUAAGUGAAGUAAAAAAUACAGGCUUCAUGUUGUGCGGAGGGUUCUCGGACUCCAUUUUAACAGAGAGCUUGCCAUCCGAUCUAAUAGGGACCGGGGCCGGAUCGGAUCAUCAAAAAUUUGGAUAAUCCAGAGAAUGGGAAAGUGUGAGACUGCAGCGCCAUCUAGUGGCCACAGGGGAGCUCACCUACUUCUGGAGCUGCGUGUUCUGGUUGUUCGGUUGAGAGUGGCUGGAUAACGGAGGGUCGGAUAAACGGGAUUCUACUGUAUUCCCUUCGCAGCCAGAUGAGCAUUUCUUCUGUAUCUCUGAUUUUUAAGAGCAGGUUGGACAAACAUCUGUCAGGGAUGGUCUAGAUAAUAUUUAGUCCUGCCACGAGUGCAGGCGACUGGACUUGAUGACAUCUCGAGGUCCCUUCCAGUCCUGCAAUUCUAUGAGUGUUACCAUAUUGCCUCUUGUGGGCAUAUUCCCAGCGUGUAGUGGGUGCCUACCUGCUGCUGCUGCCAUCAGCUGUAGUUAUUACUGUGCCAGGUCUGAAGCAGAGCUCUUUCACAUCUGAGUCUAGCCGCGGUUGCCGGGCUGUGUUCUGGGACGUUAAGCGCUGUACUGGAGGGUGAUUUUUUUGGUAGCAUGUAGAUAAAUACUGAAUUAGAUGCUGAUGCUGCAGAUUUUCCCACAGAGGCAACAAUUCUCACGUCUUUGUUUGGAGUCACCCGUAGAGCCCCCUUCCUCAGUGUUCGCUGCCUUACUCCACGAGCAAUCAGUGGGCUCCUUUGGCGGCAGCAGCCUGGCUACCCUGCAAGGUCUGGUUUGCUCAAGAGACAGUUGCUCCUUUCCGAGUCCGCCUGGACCAGAAUGACCCGGGGGAAGGCAGCAGCAAGUGCACAGUGUUUUGGCACCUCGGGCUGGCUGAGUCCCAGGAGGGUGUGAGGUGAAGCAGCAAAGAGACUCAGCCGCUGGUUGGAGUAAAAGAUCUGAUUUGGUUUCGUUCAGAACCCGUUUCCAGGUCUGUUUCUACCGAAGCAGCCCCCUGCCCUGCGAACAGUCACCUGUUCUGGCUCCAGUGUGUGGAGACGAUGGUGCUUGGAUAAUGAGCUCGACUUUAGGUUCAGAGUCAAGGCUAAGUUCUCCAGCCAGGGCUAGCUGCUGCAGCCCUUGUGCUCCACUCCCUGGCUUUUCUCACCCGUUUCUCUGUCCAGCUGCCCAUCAGAUUUCGUAACAUUUACAUUAAGGAAUGUUCCUUGCGGGGCCACCAAGCUCUAGUGAGCUGGAGUCGACCUAGGUUCAGUGACUGGUGAAUCGGGCUCAUGUUUAUUUAUGUAACUGUAGGAAAAAGCCGGUGUUUGCCCAGCGGCUUUGAACGAGGGCAGAGCGGCCGGGCAGCAGCAGGAACAGGACGUGUGACUUUAUCUGGUGCCAACGCCCAGGCCAGCGCUGGGACGCCACUUCUGAGAUUCAGCUCCCUGCCCAGUCUAAGUCUCCAGCCCUGCCCUGUGAUGCUGAGCCGAGGCAGCAGGCAGGAGAGCCGAGUGCUGUGGACAAAGGGCUGCAGAGCUGGACGCCAUCCCUCAGCAGGCUGGGGUAGGGCUGGCCCUGCCCAUGCCCUACUGUCCAGCCUCGUUCCCAGCCCAUCGCAGUGGGCCCUGUGGACUGGCCCCAGCCUCCAUGACGCAAUGUGUCAGCUGCUGGGGCUCCCCCACAUUCCAGAUUCAGCAAUUGCCCUGGAAUUCAGCAGCCAUUCGCCUCUCCUGUGCUCCACCCCAGGCCUCCUGGCUCUGCCCCUUGGGCUGCCUUCCAUCCGCCCUCUGCUCCGGGCCAGCCACCCGCUUGUUGCAUUCUCCCCCCGGCCCUUCGGCCAAGCCUACAGGGCAUAGCUAGUGCCUAACAUUUCUCCUUCCUCACUCAGCUCCACCUCCUCUGGCGGUGUCCUGCCGCUGAAGGGUCUAGACCAGCAGAGGGGCGUCCAGAGAACGGGCUGGGGCCUGAGGAGCCAAAUUCUCCCCAGCAGUGUGGCAGGGUGCCUGGCUCCCCUGUGGCACAGCUCCCGUUAGGGCUAACCCUGCAGGGACAUGUUGUUAGCCAGGAGAGAGAGGCUGUUUGCGUUGCUGCUCUGCCAGCAGCUCAAUUUCCUGGGAGGGUGAAAGCCCUCAGGCAGCUCCCACGCCCAGCCAUGCCUGUGAGCACACACAGUGCAGGCUGGUGAGCCCCAGACAGUGCUAGGGGCUGGAGGGGAGGGGAGCGGGGACAAGGAAGGUGAGAGAAAGGGAGUGAAUGAAGGGAGGAGUGGAAGGGCAGAGGGGGGAGGUGAGGCAAGCAG
Molecule: messenger RNA, 3771 nt
Organism: Mauremys mutica (yellowpond turtle)
Lineage: Eukaryota; Metazoa; Chordata; Testudines; Geoemydidae
Product: probable G-protein coupled receptor 142
Exons: 3
Coding region: 540-1466 (308 amino acids)
Biological process (GO): G protein-coupled receptor signaling pathway
Cellular component (GO): membrane
Molecular function (GO): G protein-coupled receptor activity
Source: RefSeq, a predicted model, not a curated record